CGAACGACUCCAAAGUUCUCUCAUCUCACUCAUCAUCACUACAAUGUCAGUCUUCUACUACGAGCCAUACUACGACUUUGACCGCCUCCUCGAUGACGUCUUCACCCCGCGCACAGCGCGCAACGGCGGCGUCCACAACCUGAAGCGCGCUCUGCAAGGCGACGCUACACCCGAAGGCGCCGUCCGUGGUUUAAAGCCAAGAAUGGAUCUGCACGAAGACAAAGAGAAAAACCUCGUUACAGCCACAUUCGAGUUCCCAGGCUCGAAAAAGGAGGACGUCCACCUCGAAAUCCAUAAUGGCCGCUUAGUCGUGUCGGUUGAGAACAAAAUCUCGGAAGAGCAUGAUGAGGGUGGAUAUGCGAUUCGUGAGCGGAGGUUUGGCAAGUUUUCGAGGACGUUGCAGCUUCCGCAGGGGGUGAAGGAUGAUGAGAUCAAGGCUAAUAUGGAGGACGGCAUUUUGACUGUGACGUUCCCCAAGUCAGGUGCUGAGCUCGCUCCGAAGAAGAUCGCUAUCUCUUAAAUCGUCAAUCUCAUAAAUCGCCGGGUGUAUUUUUUUUUGCGAGGAGUCCUCCGAGCUUGUAUAUGUUUUUGCUUCUUCUGGAAUAUCGGAAAUUUGUAUUAUACUUGCAUGGAUAUGUAACACACUGAAGUCUUGAAAUGAUAAACUGUUCCAUUCAUCG
Messenger RNA from Laccaria bicolor S238N-H82, 680 nucleotides. RefSeq lists its product as uncharacterized. Gene Ontology annotation, biological process: response to salt stress; response to heat; protein folding. The record is from RefSeq and is a predicted model, not a curated record. Lineage: Eukaryota; Fungi; Basidiomycota; Agaricomycetes; Agaricales; Hydnangiaceae. The transcript has 3 exons. Bases 44 to 520 code for a protein of 158 amino acids.